GCCUCGCUCGGGCGUCAGCCCCACACGAGUCAAGAAUCUAUUUUUCCGGCCAUAUUAGAAUUCAGUCAAUAAGGAAUUUGACCCUAAGUUGAUAGACCAGAUCGAAAAAGGAAAAAAUACUGAUGCUAAAUUGCUGCUACAAUGUACAAGUAAUGAGCCACGAGAUCUAAUUGACAAUACUGGAUCAACUUUACUUCACUAUGCAGUGAAGUUCAAUAAUAUUGAAAUGGUACGUCAUCUAGUACGUUUAGGCUGCAAAUAUGAUGCUUACAACAAUGAAAGAGACACUCCAUUGAUGCUCGCUAUUAUGCAUAAUCAAACGGAUUUGGUGGAAAUUCUUUUGAAGCCCAUCAACAUGAAUUUCAAUGAUAGACAUUUUAAGAAGUUAUUUGAGAUAAUGUUCAAUUGUGGCAAGGUCCGGUCAAACAUUGUUAAGCUGGCUUUCCAAAAACUGAAAAAGGCUGAUGACGAAGCAAUAGCGAAGCUGUUGCUAGAAACAAAAUGUCCUUUAUAUUUUGCUCUAUUUCUGAAUAGAGUUGAGGUCAUUAAGACGAUGAUAGAUAAUGGCUGUUCUGUCAACUCUAAGGAUCCAUUAAACGGCAAUUCACCUCUGCAUGUAGCAGUCGCUUGUGGAAGUUUGAAUCUGGUGCAGCUAUUACUUAAACACAAUGCUGAUGUUAAUGCUAUAAAUAAUGAGGGCAAAAUACCUGUGAAUCGCAAAGAAGUUUAUUGCUCUCGCGAAGAAUUGGAAAUUCUGAAGAUUCUCGUGGAAAAAAAAUCCUUAUUAACAUCUCGUGAUAAAAGUGGUCGCAUGCAGAUAUUAAAAAUAUUCCAACAUGGAAAUGGCUCUGCAAUAAAAAUUGUAUUGCGAUCAAACAUUGAUUUGAAUGCAACGGAUUCAGAUCGUAAUACCGUGAUACAUUACACUGCAUCGAAUGCGAAGGCAGAUAUAUGGCCAAUGUUAAUCAAGCGUGAUUUUAAUCCAAAUAUUCAAAAUUGUUAUGGUAUUACGCCUCUCCAUUUUGUGGCAUUUAAACACGACUUACGUGCCAUUAAGUUGUUGUUUGAAAAAGGUGCAAACGUAAACAAUUCGUGUGUAAAUGGCGUUCCUCCAUUACAUAACCUAAUAAUUAGUCAUAGACGCCCUGGUCAUUUCAAUAAAGAUUGUAUUCAAGAGUUUCUUAUAGAACAAGGAGCAAAUAUACAAUAUGUAACUAAAAAUGGCCAUACAAUUUUAAACGCAUUGAAUUUUUCGCAAAAUUUUACAUUAUUAGAUAUUGUAGUAUCUCAUUUAGCACUCAUCGAGGCGCAAGAUACGAUGAUUGUCAAAACACUUCAUCGACAAAUUAAUUCCACUGACUGGGUAAAAUCUAGCCUAAAGAUUUAUAGAUUGAAACUAGAAUAAUUAAAAACUGUUAAGGUUCACGAAUCUGUCACGAUUUUCAAUUUGCUGGUCGACAGCGAAAGAAAAAUUUUAAGUUAUUUACGUAACAACCAAUUGGCUAAAAAAGUACGUCGUCUUUUGAUCUCCAACAGUCAUUGCUUAUAUUGGUGGUAC
Molecule: messenger RNA, 1558 nt
Organism: Phymastichus coffea
Lineage: Eukaryota; Metazoa; Arthropoda; Insecta; Hymenoptera; Eulophidae
Product: serine/threonine-protein phosphatase 6 regulatory ankyrin repeat subunit A-like
Exons: 2
Coding region: 227-1405 (392 amino acids)
Molecular function (GO): protein binding
Source: RefSeq, a predicted model, not a curated record